Molecule: messenger RNA, 561 nt
Organism: Dentiscutata heterogama
Lineage: Eukaryota; Fungi; Glomeromycota; Glomeromycetes; Diversisporales; Gigasporaceae
Source: the annotation of a GenBank genome assembly
AUGCGGGAAUCACAACAACGUAAUAUAAUAAAUAGUACAUUUACACUUACUGAGGACGGAAUUCAAGAGGAAUUUGGAGUAAAUCAUGUCGGACACUUUCUUCUCACUAAAUUAUUAUUAUCAAAGAUUAAAACUUCACAACCAGCACGUAUAGUAAAUGUUAGCAGUAGUGGUCAUACUAGAGUUGCUGGAAUUGAGUUAGAGAAAUUAGAUGAUCCAAAUGCACAUGACUCGAGGCAACGUUAUAGACAAUCAAAACUUGCAAAUGUUUUAUUUACUGACGAAUUAAAUAAACGAUAUCUUGAAGGAGAACAAAUAUAUGCUAACUCUCUUUAUCCAGAAACUUUUCUGUCUUCUUCAAUUUCACCUGAAGAUGGAGCUAUCACUACCUUAUAUUGUGCUACCAGUCCAGAAAUAGAAGAGAAAAAUUAUCGCGGAAAGUAUUUUGUUCCAUUCGGUGUAGAAGGUGAAAAAUCUUCAUACGCUGAAGAUGAAGAUUUGGCUAAGAGGCUUUGGGAAUUUACGGAGAAUUUCAUAAACGGGAAAUUAUCGCAAAAUUAA